Messenger RNA from Cucurbitaria berberidis CBS 394.84, 1017 nucleotides. RefSeq lists its product as uncharacterized. The coding region runs from base 1 to 1017 and encodes 338 amino acids. Lineage: Eukaryota; Fungi; Ascomycota; Dothideomycetes; Pleosporales; Cucurbitariaceae. The record is from RefSeq and is a predicted model, not a curated record. The transcript is spliced from 2 exons.
AUGGCGCCCGAAGCGGAGAAACUCUGCGCCAACUGCGGAAAUACUGCUGUGUUGCAGUGUAGUCGCUGCAAGAACACCAUUUACUGCGACGCGAACUGUCAAAAGGCCCACUGGCGUGGCCACAAGAAGACAUGCAACAAAGUCAAUCUUGACAGGAUGGUCCAGCGCGCUGGUGCUUUGCUUCAGAAGCUGUUCUUCAUCUGGCGCGAGAACACCUUGAGUGAGCAGUUCGUCAACAUCGAAGAGACUGAGACGCGUAUCUAUUUCCAGGCUACCCAUGGCCCUGGUUCCUUCAAGGAGUUGCCCAACAACACGUUUUCCUCCGAGGAGACGAAGGAGAUGGUGUUGUCCGCGUCGAUGUGCGCAGAGCACACGGCGAACUUCUCAGAUAUAUUGGCAAAGAUGUUCAAAGGCAUACCAAUCGAAAUCCGUGAGACCACGAUCAAUCUCAAAGAGCCAGAAAAGAUGGCACAAUUAUUCAUCAGUUCGUUCAUGGAGAAAGUCUGCCCGCCUAGCCCUCAUAAUGUCUUCCAGAUCACUUCUAGGAAUCCUUCAAAGAAGUGGUUCCUCGAUUCUACCGGCGCUCAGUUCGGUAUCUUUUCACCAUUUCAUGAGGCAGGGGACUACAUGUCAAAAUUCGGCAACCGGGUAACACACAUCGCUCCCCGUGGCACAGCUCGCAGUGGAGUCGAUGAGCUGUGUACGAUACGUGGAUCCAUUGGCGAGUUUCAUAGGGCAAGGCGGGAUGGUGCCAGGGUCGUCGAGCAAGAGAUAGACAAGUGGUGCAAGGAGAUGGGCAUUACUUUGCCGCAACUACUUCGUUGUUCGGAAGAGGAAUUUCACAGUCUUGAAGCAGGCUUGUUGGUCGCCGUCACAAAGGCGGCAGUCGAUUUCGCUGCUUCGUACGACAACACGGCGGAAGUUGAGAGCGCACCAACGACUGGAGAGUACGACUAUCAGACGAUGUUGUGCAUCUCCGAGAAAAUCCGUUGCAUGAUUGCUCAAUUCAGGGUCUGA